AGGAAUAUUUUGCAGACUUUGCGUUAAUAUUGUGAGCAAUACAAAUUUUACAGUAAUAGACGAAUUUAUAAAAGAAAUUUUAAGGACAAUUUCACAGAAUCUGGACUUUGACAACAGAUAUGCAGGUGUCAUAUGUUCUACCUGUUCUGUUAAACUUUACUCUGCAUUUGGCUUUAAGUCCACUUGUCUCUAUGUGGAGGACAAGAUUGUUUCUUACGUUAAUCCGAAAAUAUUAUUCGUCGACUUAAGGGAAGUAUAUUUAAUGGAAUAUGACAACAAACAAUUAAUUAAAAUGGAAAAUGAUCAGAAAAUAUGUCGAUUAUGUUUGCAGUUGGUUAACGAAGGCUGUUAUGAAGUGAAAUUAGAGAUGAUUCAUAGAUACAUCCCAGAAGUGAAUUUUUCCAUCACCGAUAAUCCCAUCGUUUGUAGGCAAUGUUUUGAUUCACUUAGCACUCACCUUACAUUCAUAAAAACCUGUUUAGAUGUUGAAACAAGAAUUGAUAUAUGUGAUAACAAAAUGCCACAUUUUGAGCAUAGUAAUAUAUUAUUGAAAAGCAAAAACGAGGAAAUGGAAUUAGGAGAGGAACAGAAGUUAGAAGGGUUAGUUAAAACCAAAAAAGAGUUAGAACCGGAAGAAAUACUGAUUAAUAGCAAAGAAAAGUUAGAAGGGGUAGUUAAAAUCAAAAAAGAGUUAGAUCCGGAAGAAACACUGAUUAAUACCGACGAAGUCAAUGUAAAAAGUGAAGGAAAAUGUAGAGGAAG
Anoplophora glabripennis (Asian longhorned beetle) is the source of this 762-nucleotide messenger RNA. RefSeq lists its product as uncharacterized. The record is from RefSeq and is a predicted model, not a curated record. Lineage: Eukaryota; Metazoa; Arthropoda; Insecta; Coleoptera; Cerambycidae. The annotation marks the transcript as partial. The transcript is spliced from 3 exons.